This is a messenger RNA of Mytilus trossulus (common blue mussel), 920 nucleotides long. RefSeq names its product glutathione S-transferase kappa 1-like. The record is from RefSeq and is a predicted model, not a curated record. Bases 116 to 796 code for a protein of 226 amino acids. Gene Ontology annotation, cellular component: mitochondrion; peroxisome. Gene Ontology annotation, biological process: glutathione metabolic process. The transcript has 8 exons. NCBI's taxonomy places the organism in Eukaryota, Metazoa, Mollusca, Bivalvia, Mytilida, Mytilidae. Gene Ontology annotation, molecular function: glutathione peroxidase activity; glutathione transferase activity.
CGUUACCCAACCAUAUACUAUAAAAAUAAAGAAUGUAGAUAUCUACUACGAUUCUAUAGUUGUACUAACAGUGAGAAAACGGAUCAAUUAACAAAAUAGAUUUAAAUUUUCAAUAAUGUCGGACAAGAAAACAGUAGAAUUGUAUUACGAUGUACUAUCUCCAUAUUCUUGGUUUGGUUUUGAGAUUCUGGAACGUUAUGUAUCUAAAUGGAAGAAGAUGGACCUAAAAUUGAAACCGGUCUCAUUGGGUGAUAUAAUGAAGGCGUCAGAUAACCAGCCUCCAGGUGUUAAUCCAAUCAAAAUGCAAUACAUAGGAAAAGAUCUAAUGAGACUCGCUAAACACACUCAAAUACCAAUGAAAAUUCCUUCUAACCCAGAAGAGGUGAUAUUUAAAAAAGGUUCAAAGUCAGCCAUGUUGUUUGUAACAGCAGUAGAUAUAGAUUACCCAGAAUACACCGAGGAACUUUCCCGCCAGUUUUGGAUGAGAGUUUGGAGCAGAGAUGAAGGAAUAACAGAAGAUGCACAUUUCACACAGGCAGCAAAGAAGGCAGGAAUGAAAGAUGACAUCAUCAAAAAAGCAUUAAAAAGAUCAAAAGACAAAGAUGUUGCUGACAGACUGCAAGCUUUUGCUGAUGAAGCACGGGCUAAUGGGGCAUUUGGGGCACCAACAAUGAUAGUCCAUGUAAAUGGUGAAAAAGAAAUGUUAUUUGGUUCAGAUAGAUUUAAUAUUCUAGCUGAAAUGUUGGGUGAGAAAUAUGAUGGACCACAGAAUCAAUUAUCAAAGAAUAAAGCGUAAGACGACCAUGUCGUAGUAGAUUUAUAUCUAGCAUGACAAAUAUUUACAUUAUAGUAUUUAUUCAUUGUACUGGUAACUUAUUUCAUUGUUGUAUAUACUGUCAUUAAAAUGUUUUUCACUUGGA